CCCGCACCAUUCAUGUUUCCUGCCUUCAACCCCCCUUGUCUCUCUUGCAGUGAAAUAUGAACGGAUCAAGUUCCUGGUCAUCGCGCUCAAGAACUCGGUGGAGGUUUACGCCUGGGCCCCAAAGCCCUACCACAAGUUCAUGGCCUUCAAGUCCUUUGCUGACCUGCCUCACCGGCCGCUGCUGGUAGAGCUGACCGUGGAGGAGGGCCAGCGGCUGAAGGUCAUCUACGGCUCCUGCGCCGGCUUCCAUGCCAUCGACGUGGACUCAGGAAACAACUACGACAUCUACAUCCCUGUACAUAUCCAGUCCCAGAUCACGCCGCACGCCAUCAUCUUCCUGCCGAACACGGAUGGGAUGGAGGUGCUGCUGUGCUACGAGGACGAGGGCGUCUACGUCAACACCUAUGGGCGCAUCAUCAAGGACGUGGUCCUGCAGUGGGGGGAGAUGCCCACCUCCGUCGGUGAGGCUGGGAACGAUGGUGGUGGGGG
Messenger RNA from Anolis sagrei ordinatus, 489 nucleotides. The record is from RefSeq and is a predicted model, not a curated record. NCBI's taxonomy places the organism in Eukaryota, Metazoa, Chordata, Lepidosauria, Squamata, Anolidae.